CUAUAUUAGUACAUACCCUCCUUCCCAUGUUUCUCACUCACUUUGUUUAUUCCACCAAAAUGUCAAUGAAUUCUUGUUCCAACACCAACAAAGAGAUAGAAAAAGAGCUUCUACCCCUUAUCCGUGUCUACAAAGAUGGCACCAUAGAACGUCUAAUGAGUUCUUCAAUAGUCCCACCUUCCCUUCAAGACCCUCAAACCGGUGUCUCAUCCAAAGAUAUCGUUAUCUCCAACAAUAACCCUUCCCUUUCCGCUCGCAUUUUCCUUCCAAAAUCUCACCACAAUCAUAAAUUUCCCAUCUUACUCUAUUUUCAUGCUGGUGCUUUUUGUGUUGAAUCCCCUUUCUCCUUUUUCUGCCACCGAUAUCUCAACCUCUUGGUUUCUGAAUCAAAUAUAAUAGCUGUUUCUAUAGAUUACAGACUUCUUCCACAACAUCCUCUUCCUGCAGCGUAUGAAGAUGGUUGGACUUCUCUCCAAUGGGUUGCUUCUCACACAAGCAAUGACCCCAACAGUAGCAUAGAAAAAGAACAAUGGUUACAAGAUUAUGGUGAUUUCAACAAAGUUUACAUAGGUGGUGAUGUCAACGGUGCUAACCUUGCUCAUAACUUAGCUAUGCGUGCUGGAACUGAAACAUUACCAAACAAUCUUAAAAUAUUGGGAGCAUUACUAUGUUGUCCUUUUUUCUGGGGUUCAAAGCCAAUUGGGUCAGAACCUGUGGAGGAACAUGAGAAUAGCCUUGCUAUUAAAGUGUGGAACUUUGUGUACCCUAAUGCAAAGGGUGGGAUUGAUAACCCUAUGGUUAAUCCUUGUGCUAUUGGUGCACCUAGUUUGGCUACACUUGGAUGUUCUAAAAUACUACUAACUAUUACUGACAAGGAUGAGUUUAGAGACAGAGAUGUUUUGUACUAUGAGUCUGUUAAAGAAAGUGGGUGGCAAGGUCAACUUGAACUGUUUGAAGCUGGAGAUGAGGAACAUGGUUUUCAGAUCUUCAAACCUGAAACUGAUGGGGCUAAACAAUUUAUCAAACGCUUAGCUUCUUUUCUUGUUUGAUUAACCCUUUUCAAUAAAUGUUAAAGAAAAAUGUAUUGGUCCGUAAGUGAGGGAAAAAAAAUCCAUAGUUGUUUAUGAAAUAUUGUUGAGCUUAUUAAAUGAUUGAUCAAACUCAUUUCUUUAGUUGACAAACAAGUUCAACACGAGGUCGGGAAAUAAACAAUUUCUUUUGUAAUCUUGGCCCCAUUUAUCAAAUUGAGUUUACUUUGAAUCGUUUUGGUGUUUA
Molecule: messenger RNA, 1275 nt
Organism: Medicago truncatula (barrel medic)
Lineage: Eukaryota; Viridiplantae; Streptophyta; Magnoliopsida; Fabales; Fabaceae
Product: 2-hydroxyisoflavanone dehydratase
Exons: 1
Coding region: 27-1049 (340 amino acids)
Molecular function (GO): carboxylic ester hydrolase activity
Source: RefSeq, a predicted model, not a curated record